Molecule: messenger RNA, 1408 nt
Organism: Solanum dulcamara
Lineage: Eukaryota; Viridiplantae; Streptophyta; Magnoliopsida; Solanales; Solanaceae
Product: probable WRKY transcription factor 30
Exons: 4
Coding region: 257-1096 (279 amino acids)
Biological process (GO): regulation of DNA-templated transcription
Molecular function (GO): sequence-specific DNA binding; DNA-binding transcription factor activity
Source: RefSeq, a predicted model, not a curated record
AUAGUAAAACAAGUCUUCACACUAAUUUAUAUACAAAUAAUAAAUUACUAAAUUUUCUCAUCAAUCUCGAAUUCAUAAUCAAAUCUGUUUUUUGUUGGCUAUAGCUUUGCUCGACCGUAGUCAAUCAGCUUUGUGACUUUCCAUAUAGCUAUGGAAAAAAUGGGAGAAAACAAUUGUUGGGAGAGAGAAAUAGUGAUAACUGAGCUAACGAAGGGGAAAGAAUUUAUGUUGCAACUGCAAAAGCACCUUUGAUCCCAUGAAACAAGAUGUGUGCCAGUAUUUGGCUGCGGAAGUACUUUCUUCCUAUGAUAAGGCUCUGUCCCUCUUGAAUGGCACAGCUUUAUCAUGUAUGAUGAUUAGCAAAGGUAAAGAGAUUGUUAAUCCAACACCAUCUCCUCAUCUUCUGGCUGAUAAUAACACAAACAAUUGUGACCGUUCCUCUAAAUCCAGGAAGAGAGGGCUUCUUGAUUCUGGCUAUCAUCUUGAUUGGCAUCUCCCGUUGAUCUUCAAUCAGAAGAUAGUGUCACGGAGGAGAGAGUACGUACAUGCUCGACCUGGAGAAGAAGUUGCACCAGAGGAUGGAUACAGUUGGAGAAAAUAUGGACAGAAAACUAUUUCAGGGGCAAAAUACCCCAGAGAAUAUUAUCGAUGUACUCGUAAUCGUUCAUCAAAGUGUGCUGCUACUAAGAUGGUCCAGCGAAGCGAGACAGAGGCAUUAGCUUUUGAAGUUAGCUACGGAGAAAGUCACAGUUGUGGUCAAGAAAAGAAAAACCAAAAUGAACAACUACUACUCCCUGUGCAACAAACAAAAUGUGAUGAAGUUAGAAGGGAAAUAUCUGAAUCUAAUACUCAUGAGAUGGUUUCAACCCCGAAUAAUCCAUUCAACAAUUCCGACUUCAUCACUACACCGAGUUCUUCACCUCUACCAGACACGGACAAUCCACUUGAUGACAAUAGUUUCAUUGAUCUCUUUUUUAAUCAUGAUGUGCCUGAAAAUGCUAGAAGCACCUAUAAACUCUAUGGGGAAAUUGCCAACUUAAAUUUUCCUCAUUGUUACAACAAACAGGCUGAGAACAAUGUUGGGGGCCUAUCGUAACGUAAGAGUAUCUAGAGCAGCACAAGCAUGUAAUGUAAUUUAAAGGGAGAAGGAAGAAGUAAUGUCCUAUGCAUAGAGUAUUUUUAUUUAAUAUUUUUCGGUAUGACUUAAUUAACAAUAACUAUUUUUACACAUACAAUAGUCACUGAAUUGUGGAACCAGCUUCAUUUACUUCCUGUUUCCAAAAUUUGGAAUCUACUAUUUAUUCCACAUUGUUUAUGCAAAGGAAUUAAGGUUAACAGAUACGAUUCGAGUUACAUAUAUAUUGGUCGAAAGAGAAUUGUGAGACAUCUGAUUGUUAAGUGUGUGCCC